This is a messenger RNA of Prunus mume (Japanese apricot), 2421 nucleotides long. NCBI's taxonomy places the organism in Eukaryota, Viridiplantae, Streptophyta, Magnoliopsida, Rosales, Rosaceae. The record is from RefSeq and is a predicted model, not a curated record.
AUGGAACAAUCCGAAGAUGGAAUUGGUAGUGGGAGUGGGAGUGGGAGUGGGAGUGGGAGUGCUCCAACUCCAAGUGGCGAGAGUUCUCUAGCUCCCCCUAGGCCUAGAGGACCCAUUGAUAAGUAUGUGUCUUCUGAAGCUCGGCAAGCUACACUGAAUUCCAAGCUAAAAAAGGAUGAAAGGAAUGAUGUGUGCCGAAAGAUUGGGCGUUGGUUCUUCAAUUGUGCAAUUCCAUUCAAUGCCGUGAAUAGUCCUUUUUAUUUGCCCAUGAUGGAAGGAAUUUCCAAUUUCGGUCCUGAGUUCAAACCCCCUUCCAUGCAUGAGUUGAAGACUUGGAUCCUUAAGCAAGAAGUUGAAGAUAUUCAAGCAACAAUGGUUGAACAUAAAAACGCUUGGAAUGAAUAUGGGUGCACCAUCAUGUUAGAUGGUUCGACAGAUGGAAAAAAUUGGGUUCUUCUUAACUUUCUAGUGAAUAGUCCUCGCGGGACUUGGUUCUUGAAAUCAGUUGAUGGCUCUGAUACAAUAAAAUAUGAAGACUUGAUGUUCAAGUACUUGGAUGAUGGAGUAGAAGAAAUAGGAGAAAAGAAUGUGGUUCAAGUGAUUACAAUUAAUGCAUCAAAUUACAAGAAUGUGGGGAAAAAGCUUAUGGAGAAGAGGAAGAAAUUGUGGUGGACUCCAUGUGCUGCCCGUUGCAUUGAUUUAAUGCUGGAAGAUAUUAGCAAGUUGACAGUUUUUGAAAAUAUUAUUCAAAAGGGUAAGCAAUUAGUGAAGUUCAUUUAUGGACAUUCAUGGGUCCUUUCUUUGAUGAGGCAUUACACUGACAAUAAAGAGAUCAUCCGUCCAGCGGUGACACGCUUUGCCACUGUUUAUCUCACACUUCAGAGCAUUUAUAAGGCUAAGAGAGGUAUUAUGUCUAUGUUCACCUCCCAAGAAUGGCAUGAUGGUCCAUUCGCUAAAAACAAGGAUGGAGUUGUGGCUUGUAAAAUUGUACUACAUGAUGCUAAUUUUUGGUCUCACGUUGCCUUUUGCAUCAAGGUGGUUAUUCCACUUGUCUCUGUUUUAAGGGAGGUUGAUUCAGAAGAGAGACCUGCAAUGGGCUAUAUUUAUGAGUUGAUGGAUGCAGUAAAGGAGAAGAUUGCCUUCAAUUGUGGAAAUGUGGAAAGAAAGUACAAACCAAUUUGGAAUAAAAUUGAUAAAAUAUGGGGUCCACAACGUCAUCACCCUUUGCAUGUUGCUGGUUAUUAUUUGAACCCGCAAUUGCAUUAUGAAGAAACUUUCACAAACUCUAAAGAAGUGAGGGAAGGUUUGUAUGCAUGCAUGGAUAUGAUGUUGAGUGGAGAUGAACGUGUUCAAGCAGAUUGCCAAUUGGACAAUUAUAUUUAUGCAGAAGGAGAUUUUGGAAGUGAAUUUGUCUAUUGUUGGAUUCUUUUAGUCAAUUGGUGGUUGCGUUUUGGGAGGGAGACACCGGAGUUGACUAAGUUUGCUGUCCGAGUCCUUAGCCUUACUUGUAGUGCAUCUGGGUGUGAGAGGAAUUGGAGCACCUUUGAAUUGAUUCAUACAAAGAAAAGAAAUAGACUUGAACAGAAAAGGCUAAAUGCUCUAGUCUAUGUGAAAGAUAAUACGGCUCUGAAGCAACGAAGUAUUCAAAGGAAGAGAAAGGUUGAUCCAAUAUUAGUGGAUGAUAUUCCCUCCGAUGAUGAAUGGAUAACGGAGGUUGAGGAACCAUCUCUUCCAUUUGAUCCUUCUUGGAUAGAAGAGGAAGACAUAUUUGAUGUUGAUGCCAUUAGGAAUGUGCCAAUUCCUACCUAUGAAAGUGGUCUACAACCUCGAGAGUCAAUUAUUCGUAAGUCUGUUCUCGAUGAUCCUCCUACUGCUCCUAGUGAGCCUACUUUUAAUGAGCGUAUCCCUUCUCCACCUAUCAUUCAAUACAAACGAGGUCGUGUUGAAAGAUCAAGUAAUGAUAUGCGAAAAAGCAAGGCUCCAAAAAAGUUCAUUGAUGGCGGGACGAUAAUAUUGCCAACUCUGUUUGCUAGACGUUGCUUAUGUUACUUGAUGAAUGAUAUGGCACAAGAAGUUCUGGAGAUGUUAUGCAAGCCCUAGUAAUAAACCCUGAAUGGCCCACUGCCUUCUAUCUUCAAGCAGCUGCCCUAAAGAGCCUAGGGAUGGACAAUGAUGCACAGAGGAAGGUGGCUCAUGGGAUAAGAAGGAAAUAUAAAAUUGCAAUGAGGCAGCACCGUUGGUCUUAAUAAAAUGCUUUGCAUUUAAUAAGAAAACAAGACAAUGAAAAAGUCCAUGAUGUUAUUGCUCGGAAGUCUCCCUUGAAUUUGAGCCUUUGACCUUCGUGAAAGUGAUGUGGUUCUACGUCAAGUUGCCCCCCCAUUUUUAAGUUUCAAGCCAUUUCUCUCUCACUUGGAUUGAAUU